Molecule: messenger RNA, 1326 nt
Organism: Eriocheir sinensis (Chinese mitten crab)
Lineage: Eukaryota; Metazoa; Arthropoda; Malacostraca; Decapoda; Varunidae
Molecular function (GO): carbonate dehydratase activity; zinc ion binding
Source: RefSeq, a predicted model, not a curated record
UCAAUGCAUUAUUUCAUCUCUGUCGUGUCAUUCGCAUAUAAUAUUGUGUAAUCCGACACAUAGCAGGGAUAUCCAAUAGUUGGAGUUCUUCAUGAUAAGAUAACUCAGAUCACCCUGCUUUCUAAGGGCAUGGCUAACCUCGCUUUUAGUAUAGAAAUAGAAGAAUCUCAGUUUAACUUUCUUAGGCAGUUUUUGGCGAUAUCUGGCAACUCCAGUGGAAGGUACAGGGACUCUAGUGGUAAGGUAAGAAAAGAAAGGUGUUGCGACAGUGGGCAGAGCCGGCCCGCCUACAAGUGGUGUGUCCGGCCUCUGAGACAGCAACCAACGCCUGGGAGACUUAACCCGUCACUGAGGCCAGGGAAGUGAACAUCGAUAAGUUCAAGGGGGUCGCACACAGGAAGGCAAGGAUGACUAUGGCUGAAUCAUUUUUAAUCUUGCUUGUACUGAUCAGGGGAGUGGCUGAGUCAGCCUGGUCCUACGAGCAUCCAGAGACGUGGGAGGACCGAUGUCAUGGAGUUACUCAGUCUCCACUCAACCUUACCGAUGUGUCUCCCUUCGCCCCGGCGCCAUUCGUCUUCGAAAACUACGGGAGAACACUGGGCACGCCCUCAAUGUAAAGUUGGAACCACCUCCUCUUCACCGACCUCGUGUGUCCGGCGGUGGGCUAAAGGGAAAGUACGUUCUAGACGCUUUCCACUUCCACUGGGGCAAGCACUACGACGAGGGGUCGGAGCACCUCUUGAUGGGGUGUGCCUUCUCUGGAGAAAUGCAUUUCGUUCAUUUCAAGGAAGAAUACGGCACCUUGCAGGAAGCCCUGAAUUAUUCCGAUGGUUUGGCUGUGCUGGGCGUUUGGCUGCGGGAGUCUUCGAGUGAUCCCGAGUCCAUCUCGGAUCUGAUGUCGGCACGCGCUGACAAGCACCUUGGGGGAGCCGUGGGAUGGCGCGGAGAGGAACCCUACCACUACUCUGAAGAAGAACACGCCGCGGCCGCCUACUACUGGUUCACAAACCUCUCGCCUUCCUCCGCCACCGUGCAGGAUGCUCAUGUUCACGUUCACUUGCGGCAGCUCCUCCCACUAGAUGACUCCGUCUUUUACAGAUACGAGGGGUCGCUGACCACGCCACCGUGCACGGAGAAUGUGAUGUGGACGGUGUUCCAGGACUCAUUGGUGUUGCCCAGGCCUCUGCUGCAGGGUCUCAGGAAGCUCACAACGCCGAUCCCACCAGAGAAUGUCGACCACACCCUUUCCGACAACGAUAUCGCUCACAGUCUCUCCAACAAUUUCCGACCCACACAGCCUUUAGGGAGCAGGACCGUAUACUUCAG